GCCCUCUCCGCCAAUCACAACCUCCCGUUUGCCCCACGUGACCCCCGGUAACGCCGAACACGGAAGCGCCGCCGCCGCCAUGGACCCCGCCGCUCCCCCCCCAAAACGCCGCGGGCCCGCUCGCUUGGCCGACCCGCGGCCUCUGUUCGAGGACACGAGCGCUACCGGCGCCUCACCGGGCCGCGGGUUCGGGGCUCCGCCGCCGCCUUCGGCCUCGUCGGGCUCCUCUUCAUCCUCAUCCGCGGCCGCGUUCGGGCCGCCCGGGGCGUUCCUGUCCGAGCCCGUGACAUCGCUGGCCGCGGCCUACGGGAGCAGCUUGGCCUCGCAUGUGGAGGGGAACCUGGGCCGCUGGGUGCCCGUGAGCCGCCUCAAGUAUUACUUUGCCGUGGACACCGUGUACGUGGGCAGGAAACUGCGGCUGCUCGUCUUCCCCUUCGGCCACCAGGACUGGCAGGUCCGGUACCAGCAGGACACCCCGGUCGCCCCCCGCUUCGAUGUCAACGCCCCCGACCUCUACAUCCCGGCCAUGGCCUUCCUCACCUACAUCCUCCUGGCUGGCCUCGCUUUGGGCACCCAAAACAGGUUUUCCCCGGACAGCCUGGGGCUGGUGGCCAGCUCGGCGCUGGCCUGGCUGCUGCUGGAGGUGCUCAGCGUCCUGCUGAGCCUGUACCUGGUCACCGUCAGCACCGACCUCACCGCCAUCGACCUCGUGGCCUUCGCCGGCUACAAAUACGUGGGGAUGAUCGUGGGGCUGCUGGCCGGGCUGCUGCUGGGCAGGGCCGGCUACUACGCGGCCUUGAGCUGGUGCUGUUUGAGCAUUUUCAUUUUCAUGAUCCGGACGCUGAGGCUGAAGCUGCUGUCGGAGGCGGCGGCCGAGGGGGUUUUGGUGCGGGGGGCCAAGAACCAGCUGCGGAUGUACCUGACCAUGGCCAUCGCCGCCGCCCAGCCCCUCUUCAUGUACUGGCUCACCUUCCACCUGCUCAGGUGAGACCAAACCCGGCCCGGAACUCCCAGGAAAAACCCCGGAAUUCCCAGGGAAAACCCCGGAAUUCCAGCGUUUCUCCCAAAAACAUUUCCGUGCUUUUUGUGGAUUUCAAUAAACGGAUUUUGAAGUUGUUU
Motacilla alba alba is the source of this 1119-nucleotide messenger RNA. It is a transcript of the gene YIF1B, whose product is annotated as Yip1 interacting factor homolog B, membrane trafficking protein. Gene Ontology annotation, biological process: endoplasmic reticulum to Golgi vesicle-mediated transport. The coding region runs from base 80 to 988 and encodes 302 amino acids. Gene Ontology annotation, cellular component: endoplasmic reticulum-Golgi intermediate compartment; Golgi membrane; COPII-coated ER to Golgi transport vesicle. The transcript has 8 exons. NCBI's taxonomy places the organism in Eukaryota, Metazoa, Chordata, Aves, Passeriformes, Motacillidae. The record is from RefSeq and is a predicted model, not a curated record.